Aspergillus calidoustus is the source of this 894-nucleotide messenger RNA. The record is from the annotation of a GenBank genome assembly. Lineage: Eukaryota; Fungi; Ascomycota; Eurotiomycetes; Eurotiales; Aspergillaceae.
AUGCGCCAGUCCGAAUCCAGCGGGUCGAACGUGGACCUCGAAAAGGGCGCCCCCGUCCGCUACGACGAAGAACUCGUCGAGCUCCCCGAGAUCCUCAAGGAGAGCAUCACCGGCUUCGGCGGGUUCGGAGCUCUCCUCCUGCAGAUCGCCCACCCCGGCGUCGCCCGCGGUGUCGGCAACCACAGCGAGUUCGCAACACGCCAGAUCGACCGUGCCGAAAAGACCGCCAUCUACGUGUACAUGAUGGUGUACGGGACACAAGAGGAGAAGAACUACAUCAAGGAGUGGGUCAACCGGAUGCAUGCCCGCGUCAAGGGAGGGGAUGGCGAGUCUGCGUAUUUUGCACAGGACCCGGACCUGCAACUAUGGGUUGCUGCCACGCUGUAUGUGGGUUGGGUCAAGUCGUACGAGAUGGCAUACGGGCCAUUGCCUGAAGACAGGGCAGAGCGCGUCUACCAGGAGUUCUCCGUCUUUGGGACCUCCCUCCAAGUGCCCCGCGAGAAGUGGCCCAAGGACCGCGCCGCGUUUGAUGAAUACUACCGGCACGUCAUCGAAAACGACCUGCGGCUCGUCCCCGAGGGCGAAGAGGUCUACUGGCACAUCAUGCACCCGAACCUGCCCUGGGUCUUCAAGCCGUUUAUCCCGCUCGCGCUGUACCUGACAAAGAUCUUCUCUGUCGACUACCUCCCGCCAGAGAUCAGGGUUACCUACGGACUGAAGCCGACGACAAGGUAUGACCGGUUCAAUCGCAAGCUGAUGAUUAUGCAAUACAAGAUGACGCCCAAGUUUAUCCGGUCGCUGCCCAAGCGGUAUUAUAUGAAGAGGGGGAGGGUUAUGGUUGCGAAGCUCAAGGAGAGGGGGUUUACCGGGGAUAUGAGGAUGCGGAGUCAUUAG